Molecule: messenger RNA, 1655 nt
Organism: Copidosoma floridanum
Lineage: Eukaryota; Metazoa; Arthropoda; Insecta; Hymenoptera; Encyrtidae
Product: zinc finger protein 346
Molecular function (GO): zinc ion binding; nucleic acid binding
Source: RefSeq, a predicted model, not a curated record
CCGGGCAAGACGACGAUGAUGGUUACAACAAUACGAACUUCAAAAUAGUGCUCUCUCUCGGCUCGUCUCGCUCACGUGUACACGAUACAUACGUGCAUAUGUAUAUACAUGUGGCUAUAAUAUAUAUAUUAUAUAUGCGUAUAUAUAUAUGUAAUAUAUAUAUUACAUAUAUGUAUAUAAUGACGUGAAUAGUAAAGCAACAGCUAUAUAAUAUAUAAGUUCAAGUACAAAGGAAAAAGACGGAGCUAGAAGGUAUAGCGGCGACGAGGAGAGCAGAGCUAGAGCGGCGGCCACAGUGCCACAGUGGGAGCAAGAGAGAACGGAAGUAACAAAACCCCAACGCGGUAAAGACGGAGGUGACGUUCGUUGAGCUUGGUGAUGCGAUCUACUGGUGAUGGCGUUGGCCGAGCAAGACAGAAAUAGAAGGGAAAAGAGGAAGGGAAUGUUUAGCUAGCGCGAGAAGCCGACUCUCGGAGCCGAGAGGUAAUUCACGGAAUUGGCUUAUAUCCUUGUCAACAUAAACAUAUCGCUCAAAAGGUUAAACAUCGUUAUUGCUAUAUUCAAGUGUUAACACGAUAUUUGUAGCUGCUAUUAAAAUAUGUGUCCUACAAAACUUUUCAAUGUAAACUCAACGGAAAUCAAUAAAGAUGAGUAAUGCAUACAGAGGUAGAAAUUACCAUUCAAGUGCUCCAGCGGCGUUUAAAGCUCGUAUGCAGGAAGGAGGAAUGAACUAUCAAAUGCACAAUCCGAGAAACUAUUCUACAAACAUUCCAGAAAGAAUUAAUUAUCCUGUGAGAACUAUGUCGAAUACUAUACAAGUGCAAGGACCAAUGGUCCAUCCUUCAACUAAUAAUUCGUUAACUACUGCUGGAACCAAUAAUGUCAAAGAAAUUAACAAUUUAAAAAAAUCCCUAGUCAGGUGCCAGGACUGUAAUCUUGAUUUUACUAGCCAGGUUGUACUCGAUGCACAUCUUCAGGGAGCUCGACAUGCCAAACAAAUGAAGUCAAAAAAUAUCCUGGAAACUUUACGAGAGACAAAUGUACCAUUUAGUAAAGAGGAAGAUGCAAAUGGACUUAAAUGUAAUGUUUGUAGUGUUUAUUUGAAUUCGCUACAACAACUUCAGACUCAUUUAAAUGGGAAUCGUCACCAAAAAAAGAUGUCAAAAGGUGACUGGAACGGCAAGAAUGUAAUAUCAAAGGCAAACGUGGCUGAAAUACCUGCUGAAUGCUUACCACGACCGGCGGAAAAGAACGUGCUGCUCUCAUGUAAAUCCUGUAAUAAAUUCUUCAACUCCAGUUUGCAAUUGAAUGAGCAUCUAACAUCUCAAAAGCAUCUAGAUAGACUUGCUGGUCGCAAAAGCGAGAAAACUAAACGAUUUUCUCCUUACUACAAAGAAAGGGUAAACAAUUACGGUCAUCAACCCCUGACAAAUAACUUUAUUUCCGGUGGAUGGAAUUAAGCACGAUUCAAGAUCAAUAAACUGUUAAUAAAAAAAAUUAGAGUAUUAUUCUUAAUGUAUUUAAUUGCAUUCAAACUAGUCGUAAUUUUUUUCAAUCAGUAUGUUAAGAUUGCAUCUUUAAUUGUUUCACACCUAUGUUCAAUGAUUUUCUCUAAUGUAUAAGUACUUGUUGAGAAAUAAAUUUAUUUGAAUGCA